CUUUAACACUCACUUCAUUCCUCACACUCCUUCUCAUACCUCUGGAGGACUUUACAUUAGGGGCCAUGACGAACUUUUCCAUUUGCUCUCCUGCGGCUAUACAGGCCCCGACCGUGUACGGGGCUGAAAUUCUUUCUCUUUCAGCGGCUUGGGUCACCAAUUACACCGACUACAUCCCGUACAGCUUCAACUACAACGGAGGCACUGUUAACCUGGAAAAUGCCAAAUUCUGCAACAUCACUGUGAAGUACACUCAUCCUGGCUAUGAGGAUAACAUCACCGUCGAGACCUGGCUUCCAGAAACGGAGAACUGGAACGGCCGCCUGCAGGCAACUGGAGGUGGCGGAUGGGCUGCUGGCCGGUUUGUGCUGUCGGAGUUCUUCAUGGGAGGUGCACUUGGAGAAGGCUUUGCCACGACCACGACUGAUGCUGGACUGGGCAAGGAUACUACAGGACCCGGUGAAUGGGCGCUCACCAGCCCGGGCAACGUUGAUUGGGUAGCGGUGGAAAACUUUGGAUCCCGGGCAUACAAUGACCAAGCUAUCAUUGGAAAGAGCCUGGUGAACAGCUUCUACGGUCGUGCCCCCGAGUACUCGUACUGGAGCGGUUGCUCGCAAGGAGGCAGGCAGGGAAUGAUGAUCGCCGAGCGUUAUCCCACCGCAUAUGACGGUAUUGCCGCCUCUGCCCCGGCCCAAUCCUACACCAAGUUUACCUCCUCGCUCUACUAUCCCCUCUUGCUGCGGAACUGGCACAAUGUGAACCCGCUGGUCUGCGAACUGAACUUCCUGACAGGUGAAGCCAUUGCCCACUGUGAUCCUCUGGAUGGUGUGGUGGAUGGGCUCAUAUCCAAUAUGACUGCCUGUAACUACGACCCCUACACCGCCGUGAACAAGACCUUCACCUGCGACUCCUUAAACCGUACGAUCACACUCAGCCAGGGCGCUGCGCUCAUCGCCGAUGCCGCCUGGUCGGGCGCGCACGCCACCGACGGCCGCCAGCUCUGGUAUGGAUACAACCCCGGGUCCGACAUCGGUAGUAACUUCGGUGUUCAACCGGGAUACAAUGGAUCAUCGAGCAACAACGCCAAGGACGUGUGGUUUAAUCUAUUCGUCGCUAAGAAUGCCAGCUUUAACACAAAUGACAUGAGCCACGAGGAGUACCAGGAAUUUUUCAACCUGAUGACUUCAGAGUAUGGCAGCUCCUGGGAUGCAGACGAUGCGAACUUGCAUGCUUUCAAGAAUGUUGGAGGCAAGCUUCUCACCUACCAUGGCAUGGCCGAUCAGAGUAUCCCCACCAAGGGUACCGAAUACCUCUACGACAAGGCGCGGGUGCUCUUCCCGGACAUUCAGGACUUCUGGCGCUUUUUCGAGUCGCCGGGUCUGGGUCACUGCGCUGGCGGCCUCGGCGGCCAGCCGACCACCGUCCUCAAGGCACUCCAGCGUUGGGUCGAAAAUGGCACCGCCCCGGACACCUUGCCCGUGGAGUACCCGUCGCUCGGAAACGGUCUCCAGCGUAACCUGUGCCCAUAUCCUUCCCAGAUUGAGUAUAUUGGCGGCAAUAUCACUCUGGCUGAGAGCUUCCGUUGCACGUAAGCAAUGCGGAAGUUGAUACGUGCACUGAAGUUAUCGUGACUCGUCCGCACCAUGGGCUUUAGAUGGCUUUUUCAAUUCUUGCAUUCCUUCACCUAUAUAGAUAGUUUUCGCUUCAUGUACAAAGUGCUUGAUUUUGUACCCAUUUUAGCUAGACCCAAAUAUUAUACAAUUUCUGGG
Aspergillus uvarum CBS 121591 is the source of this 1769-nucleotide messenger RNA. Its product is annotated as feruloyl esterase. The record is from RefSeq and is a predicted model, not a curated record. The transcript is spliced from 2 exons. Lineage: Eukaryota; Fungi; Ascomycota; Eurotiomycetes; Eurotiales; Aspergillaceae. Bases 66 to 1592 code for a protein of 508 amino acids.